Molecule: messenger RNA, 6636 nt
Organism: Thunnus maccoyii (southern bluefin tuna)
Lineage: Eukaryota; Metazoa; Chordata; Actinopteri; Scombriformes; Scombridae
Gene: card14
Product: caspase recruitment domain family, member 14
Exons: 20
Coding region: 3685-6636 (983 amino acids)
Biological process (GO): regulation of apoptotic process
Molecular function (GO): protein binding
Source: RefSeq, a predicted model, not a curated record
AAGAAUGACUAAGGCACUAUGACAAUUAGUAUAUAGUAAAUAUUAGUAGAUUUUAUAAAAUUUGGAUACCACCAGGAAGUUGUCACCCUGAGUUAAAUCUCAAAAAUGUGACUGACGUAGGCACAACUAUAUGCCAGUAUAUGUUAAAACAUUACAUAAAGGAAUGAGUGUAGCUCGUCUGCACUCUGUUAAUUCCUCCUUCCCUAUAGUUUUUGUUUAUAGUGUUUGUUGUUUUUGUUCAGGCAGGAUAUUUUUAUGAGUUACUUCUGCCCCAGUUUUUUACAAUUGUAAGUGUAAGUCAAGAUUGUAAGUCAACAACUUAAGUGGUUUUUGUGGUUACAAUGGAAGCCAAAUGGAGCCUUGGCAAAUCUUGGGCGUCCACUUAGACAUUUGGCAUUGCACAUUCCACAGAUAUCACUGCAAGCAUAUAAUGGAUCAGAAGCUAUUAAAACUGGAAUCUGUAAUAUGUUUUAAUUACUAUUGUGUUCUUCAACUGUGUGGUAGUGCAUUAUAAAACACAGCACCUGCACAUUUACCAUGGGUGGAGAUGUGUCUUCAUACUCUGCUAUUGGCACCUGUCACAAUGAAUCUACUUGAAUAUGGCAGUGAAAGCUUUUCAAAAUAAACUGCUACACACCUAAUACCAUGUCUACAUUUUCAACAACAGAAGCCUGACAGUAUCACUUAUAACAGCAGGCUUUCACACAACCAGCUAUCCACAACAAUCUUUUGUGGAUUUUCUGUAGUACACUGCAGUUAACUUGCCACUCUAGAGGGCAACAACAUGCAUACAAUUACAAAUUUCAGCUUUAUAUCUUGUCCAGUGUCAGAUACUGUACAGAGCAGUAGCUAUAAUCAGAGCACAAUAAUAUGAUUUCAGCAGAGAAAAACAUCUCUGUUGUUAUACACUAACCUUUGGUCCAAAACAAUAGAUGUACUAAUUUAUAAUGAACUGAUAUGUGAAUCGCAUGGGACAAUGAGACUAAGUAACAUACUGCCCAAGCACCUGCAAGUUGUCCUGGGACACAGCACAUCUGCUGUAAGUGACAGUGACAUCAUAUGUGGCCACUAAGCCGUAUGUGUGCAAUGCUGUGGAACCGGCUCCUCAGAUUGCAUGCUUGGCGUGAGCACUAUCUUGUACUGUGUCUGUUAGGACUUUCCACAGCCCCCAGAGACACCCUACAGGCUGUCACUAGCAGUGGAAGCAUUCUCACGCAGGCCCUGGAGCACAGACAAACAGCUAAUACAAAGAACUCAGUCUCCUCUUACUCACACGAACCCAAAUGUAAACUCUGACACACCCCAUACCCCUCUCUAGAGUACAGUAAAGCAGCAACAGCAAAAGUAGCUUGCACUGAGCCAGCAGGACUUCCAAGAUAACAGCACUAUAAGAACUGGUCUUUUAUAAAUAGGUAUAAAUGCCUUAUCAUAGAUAACAGACACUUCCUUGUAGUUAGAUCCCUAUUUUCAUUAUCUUAACAUAUGCUAAUUUGAAAAUAGCACUUAUUUUGUGUUGUGCCAUCUCUCAACUUCUCUGUCUCAUUUUUUCAAAAAACUUGUCAUUUAAAUUGCUUCUUGGCUUCAGUCCAAGUCUUGCAAGGAGUAGGGCUCAGUUGUUAGGACUGGAUCAAUACCGUCAUUAGCAGGUCCUUCCUCAGGCACCUGCAUGACUAUGACACUUUGGCAGUGCAUGUGUUCUUAGUGCAAGUGACAAUGGGAACACACCCCACUUUGUGUUCCCAUGUUGAUAUUUAAACUGCAACUGCUUGUUAAACUUCUAUUUUUAGGGUUAAAUUGUCUUUUGUUGUAACAUAAUGUCUCUGCUGAUCUUAAAACCAUGUUUCUGGUUACAGUGUUAUCACUGUUAAAAGUUAACUGUGUGAAAUUCCUAAGCUGCCUUCAGUCACACUCUAACGUAAAAGUCUGUCAUUCUCUAGAAGGCUUUGGUGUUGCAUGCAACUUAUUAGUAACUUAUUGAGUAUGUGUAUCAUAUUCCCCCAUAAAGUUUCUGAUUUUGUGGUGGAUAAUUUUAUAUUGUAAUUAACUGUGGUGUAAUUACCACCUGUCCUGCAGCCAAAUAUCAAGGACCAGCUUUUAUUACUGUUCUGUUUCCUUGUCUAUUAUCAUACAUGCUCUAUGGGGAAAUCCCUACUAGUGAUGAGUUUUCCUGUCUGUAUGAAAUGUUAUGACUGAGAUAAGAAAGCACUGUGCUGUUGGCGGAGGCUGGUCAGUUUACAAAAAAGUGGAUCAUGUACUUUAGACAGCAGCACUUUUGAGUUUUGCAGAGGCAUUGCAGGGUUGAGAGAUUUAUAUUCUGUUACUCCUCUUUGUUGUAAAUAUAAAUUUGGUGGAAUAUGCAGUGCUGAGCGCUGAAGUCAUGCUGUUUGUGAGUUUAAAAGACUCCUUACCAUUCUGCAGCAUCAGCACCACUUCCAAAAUCUUGCUUUCUAGUUGUUAACUGAAAGUAAGAUUUUAUCAUUUCUCAAGGUGUAGCAACACAUGCUUUGAUGUUGUCCAGUGAAAUUGCCACAUAAUUUUCUGAAUCAUAGUUUUUGCUCUUGAAACUUACUGGUACUUGCAAAUUAAUUCACCUCUAAUUGUAACAACUUCCUUUGAUCUUAAUCAUUCAUUGGAAAUACAGAAAUGGUUCUGUGUAUGUGAGACAGUUUGCAUCACCUUUGAUACACGCUCUAGAUUAAUGUUUACACAUUCAUAGUCAAAAAUGUUUCCUUAAUCUUUACAGAUAAAUUAUACCCCUUAAGACUUCCCAUUUCCAUAUUUCCUGUUGUCGGUGAGUUCAAUCCGGACAUCCUGCAAAGUCUUUAUGCCAGUAUAUAAUUUACAGUAGGUUGCCUUGAUAGCGUCUAUUUGUUUGCAUAAACCCUUUACAGUACAGUAAACAGUAUGUUCACACACAAGAGCGGUAAUUUAGCUAACAGGAUGAGAAACCCUUUGACCUUACACUGACAACACCCACCAGCUACACUGCCUCAUUUCCUUCUUUAAAGGAGGACUUUGCACUUCAUGGCUCAGUGUUUGCUCUUGUCUGUGGUGUGGUAUGUGUGUUUGCUUUACUGUGAUUAGGAAUUAUUAAGGUGAACUCACAUGUCAUCUAAUGUUACAGCGUUUGAGAGCCUUUGUACAUUUACGCCAUAGGCUGCCGCUUGACUCCAUUCAACAAACAUCUCAUUAAGAAAAGCGAGGCAGAGGUUUGUGAUGUGCAUAGAUAUUGAAUGAGAAAGCAAAUGUUAAACAGCCACCAAAAGUGUGACUAGAAGAGGCAAAUGUGUGGCUCACUUGACUAAUGUUUUUUGAGUGUGUGUGUGUGUCUAAUAUGUGGUUUUGUGUGUGAGAGACUGUUUCAGGACCAGCCUGUGUUUGAGCAACACUCAGAGCCCUUUAUUGCACCGCAUCACAGAGGUCUUGUCUGACAGGUUUUCCUACACACCCACACAUAAACACACACAUGCUUUGACACAAACACCCAUAGGGCGUGGUUUGACUUGGCCGUUUUAGGUUUUUUUUUGCUCUCUUCAAGUCAGACUGCUGUUCGGUCAAGUUCCAGGAAUGAGUUGGUGACAAGUGUAUUUGCUGCUACGGGUGUGUUUUUGCUCCAUCCGCACCAGCUGUGCCUGUCGUCUCAGCAGCAGCAGCAGGCUUUUUCACACACACAACACACUCAGGAUGGCGGGGGAGUGUGUUCCUGAGGGUCCAAACCUGAAGGAGAUGGGCGAGGAGGAACUGUGGGAAUUGAUUAAUGACAACCGCCAUAGGAUCUCCUUGGGGGUGCGGCCGGGCACCUUGAUUCCGUACCUGAGGCAGGCCAGGGUGCUCACCGAGAUGGAUGAGGACGAGAUCCUCUCCUGCCACAACCUCACCAACCGCUGCAUGAGAACCAGCUACAUGCUGGAUCUGCUGAGGACCCAGGGGAGGAACGGCGCUGUGGCUUUGCUGGAGAGCCUGAUGAUCCACUACCCAACCUUGUACACCCAAGUCACUGGACGCAAGCCCAGCACUGAGCCUUCCACAUUCAGCGGCCUGAUAAAGUACUCAGAGUUGACGGAGUACCUGGUCAGAGCAGUAACCGGGAUGCAGAAAGAGCUCCAGGAGGCGCGUUGCGAGGCUGGCAGAAUGAGAGCACGCUGCACCACACUUGAGUCAGAAAUUGGGCAGAUAAUGGAGCAGGAGGAGAAGUCCAGAUGUCUUCAGUCUGAAAAUGAGCAUAUUCGGAGACACUUGUGUUCUUUGCAACGUGAAGUCACCAAGCUGAAGGAUGAGAAGUGUGACUUGUAUAUGCGCUACACAGCAGCCAUUGAGGAGAAAUCAGCUGUGAACAUGCGCCUCCAUGACCUCAACCUGCAGGUGUACCAGCUGCAAACUGAGCUGCAGAAAGCCUCAACGGAGAAUGAGUUCCACAAGCGGCACUCGCUCAGGUGUGCUUCAACUCCUGAGACACCACAACUGCAAGAGGAGGUCAGGAGUCUGCGCUGCCAGCUGGCAAAGGCGGAAAAGCUGAACCCAGCUCGUCAGGACAUCCUAGCCCAGGACCUGGCUGAGGCCAUAGGUAGCCAGGUGGAGCUGGCAGAGCAGCUCAGGUGUUACAGAGGGGAAAAUGAGCAGCUGCUCAGAGAGAAACAAGAGCUCCUGGAUCAGAAGGAAUGCCUGAGCCUUCAGGUGCAGCAGCUGACCCUGGACUGUAACAUGCACCAGCAGAAGAGCACCGUGAUCCAGAACCAGAUGAGAGAGCUGCAGGCAGAGAGAGACCUAGCGUACCAGUCCAGAGACGAGGCCCAGGCCAUGAUUGCCCGCAUCCUGGCUGAGAAGGACACCCUGAGGUGUCAGUUGGUGGAGAUCCAGGACAGGGUCUUCAGCCUGCAAGCCAAUCGCAGCCCCAGAGAAAAACGGCAGAGCUCUGAUGAGAGGGAGGUCAGCUGGGAGAGCCCGGGGUCCAGCUUUGAAGAAUCCUCAUUCCCAAAUAGACGCAGGCUGUGCCGCAUGGACGCAGUCAAUCCCAUGUCACGGAGUCCCUGCGAUUCAGAGUAUGAAGAUACUGCAGCAAGUAGCAUCAAAUCCCACAACGCAGAGCCUCCCAGUCCAAAGUCUCUCCGCAGAAGGAAGGAACUUCUACAUGCAGAGAGCAGCUUGGAAACAGCGGAGACUGAUUCUCUACUGGAUGACUUUGUGUUCCUCACCAAUGUGGGCAGUGAAGACAAACAGACACCAAAGCUUUCCUCUUCUAAUGGCACCAGCACUGACAGUCUGUGUAGAACUUCAGCCCCUCCCUUCUUAAUGCGUUCUCGGCCGAAAGCCAUCCGGGUCAACGGCCGCGUCUUCACCAUCUGCUUCCAGGGGGAGGCGCUGCUCAGCCAGCUGGCAGUGGUGGGAGGCAAUAAGACCGGAGUGUUUGUGCACCAGGUGACAGAAGGGAGUGCUGCACAUACUGUUGGCAUCAGCCCUGGGGCACAAAUAGUGGAGGUGAAGUAUGAGCAAAACCAGAAGGCUCUUAGGAUGCUGCUGGAGGAUUCCACUUUAGAGGAAGCUAUGUGGGCUCUCGGCCAGGUCACAGGCCUCUGCCACCUCUCCCUCCGACCCAAGCAAGAUGACUAUGAGGCGCUGCUGCACCAGCUGCAGAACAAUGUGAUGUCAUCAGGAGACUCCUUCUACGUGCGCGUCAACAUGUCCCUCCUUGCUGGCCCCAGCGGAACCCUGGCUGUGUCCUGCAACGACAUCCUGCACGUGACCAACACACGACCUGCUGGCACCGAGGACUCAUGGCACGCCUGCCAAGUUCACCCCUGUCAGCUUCUGGACCUCCAGAGUGGAACCGUACCCAACUAUUACAGGGCACAGCGACUUCUGAUUCGAGCAAUUGAAGAUAUGAGUUUUCAAACAAAGAAGUCUCAAAAGGCGGGGCGUGUUGUGGCUCAGAAUCAACAGAAAGCAGUGAGGAUUGUCAGCACGGGGCGCCAGGGCAGGAACCCACUGUGGGUCAGCGUGGAGGAUGAACAGACCAAGAGCACUGAGUCAGGAGACACAUCGGCACCUAAAAGUUGUGUAACCCUCAUGCCCUACUCUCUGGUCACUCCACACUACCCACCCAUCUGCAGGCCCAUCCUGCUGCUGCCCACCGUUCUGGGACGCAUGUUGGACAAGAAGCUGGGAGGCUGGCAGGGCUUUCAGCUCUGUGAGCCCGAGGCGUUGAGCUCCAGUGAGCACGCAGCUCGGCUGCAGAGGUCUGAGAUCCUAGAGGAGUGUGAGCAGGGAAGAAACUGCUGCUACACCCUGCAGAGUGUCGAGAAAGUCAUGAAGAAGGGAAUUCACUGUGUUCUGCCGCUGGGACUGGACUGUGUCCGUCGUCUGCACAGGGCUGAGAUAUUCCCUAUCAUCAUCUUUAUCAGACAGUCUGCACGUAGUUCUCGUAAACUGAGGUCAAAGCUGCAGCGCCACGGCCAGUCAGAGGAGCAGCUGCUGGCGUGUUCAAGGAGCGAGGAGCCCCUGCUGGACAAGCUGCCAUGUCUGUAUCACAGUGUGGCUUCAGACUCCUGGUGUGACCAGGCCUCCUUGCUGACCAGCCUGCGUACCAUCAUCUGGGAGGAGCAGAAGAAGAUCGUCUGGGUGGAGCCUGACCUGUGGUGA